CGCCGCGCCGCCCCCGCCUGGGGUUUUGCAAUGUAGCAGCGGCCUUUAUUUCGUCCCCUCCCCAGUGCCGGCCUCGCCUCCCCGCAGGUGGCUCCACCCAGCCCGGAUCCGGAGAGGGGACGCGCGGCUGCAGCGCCGGCGCGCGGUGCGUCCGAGGUCCCGCGGCGCGGUCUCCGCGGGGCGCGCUCCUCCCCGCCCGCCGCAGCCCUUCCCCGCCUGCCCGGGCGCAAUCGCAGGGCGCCCUGAGCAUGCCGGAAAGAUGGCGCUAGCGGCGGUGGCGGCGACCGGGCCGGCGGGCGGCGGGGGUGGCCGGGCGCAGCGCAGCGGGCUGCUGGAAGUUUCGGUGCGCGACCGCUGGCACAAAGUUCUGGCGAACUUGGGCGAGGACGCCCUGGUCCUGAGCGGCGAGGACGGCGCGGCGGCGGCGGCGCACAACGGGCUGGGCGCGGCGGCGCAGGGCUCGCGGGGCCGGGGCGCAGGGCCCCCGGAGUCCCCGGCCGGGGUCCGCACCGCCGUCACCGACGCACCCGAGCGCGUGCCCGAGGCCGUGUGCAGCCAGAAGCGCGGCGUGAGGGUGCUGAAGCAGGAGCUGGGCGGCCUGGGCAUCAGCAUCAAGGGCGGCCGCGAGAACAAGAUGCCCAUUCUCAUCAGCAAGAUCUUCCAGGGGCUGGCGGCCGACCAGACCCAGGCCCUGUACGUGGGCGACGCCAUCCUGUCGGUGAACGGCGCCGACCUGCGGGACGCCACGCACGACGAGGCGGUGCAGGCGCUGAAACGCGCGGGCAAGGAGGUGCUGCUGGAAGUGAAGUACAUGCGAGAAGCCACGCCCUACGUGAAGAAAGGAUCCCCGGUGUCCGAGAUUGGGUGGGAGACACCUCCUCCAGAGUCCCCUCGGCUGGGGGGCGGCUCCUCGGACCCUCAGGCAUCCUCGCAGGCCUUCUCCUUCCACAGAGACCAGAAGAGCAUCCCGCUGAAAAUGUGCUACGUCACUCGGAGCUUGGCCCUGGCCGACCCAGAGAGCAGGCAGUUUGAAAUCCACUCCCCGGACACUAAGCACAUGGUGAUCCUCAGGAGCAAGGACUCCGCCACCGCCCAGGCCUGGUUCAGCGCCAUCCAUGCCAACGUGAGCGAGCUGCUGCCCCGGGUGAUCAGUGAGGUCCGAGAGCAGCUGGGGAAAGCUGGCCUCGCGGGGGGACGUGAGAUCCGGCACCUCGGCUGGCUCGCGGAAAAGGUGCCCGGGGACGGUGAGAAGCAAUGGAAGCCGGUGCUGGUUGUCCUGACAGAGAAGGACCUCCUCCUCUACGACAGCAUGCCGCGGCGAAAGGACGCCUGGCUCAGCCCCGCGCACUCCUACCCCCUCCUCGCCACCAGGCUAGUCCAUUCAGGUCCAGGGAAGGGCUCACCCCAGGCUGGAAUGGAUCUGUCCUUCGCAACACGAACUGGAACCAAGAAAGGAAUUGAAACGCAUCUCUUCCGGGCAGAGGUCAGCAGGGACCUCUCCCAGUGGACAAGGAACAUUGUACAGGGAUGCCACAACGCAGCCGAGCUCACUGCUGAAGUCACCACCGCUUGCACCUACAAAAACCAGGAGUGUCGCCUGACGGUGCACUACGAGAACGGGUUCACCCUGACCACUGAGCCGCACGAGGGCGCCCCUCCCAAGACGGUCCUGCAGUCCCCCUACGAGAAGCUCAAAAUGUCUUCAGACGACGGCGUCCGGAUGCUGUAUUUAGAUUUUGGAGGCAAAGAAGGAGAGAUUCAACUGGACCUUCGUUCCUGCCCCAAGCCAAUUGUUUUUAUCAUGCAUUCAUUCUUAUCUGCUAAGAUUACAAGACUUGGCUUGGUGGCUUGAGCAGAGGGGCGAUUUGCCCUAGA
Octodon degus (degu) is the source of this 1875-nucleotide messenger RNA. It is a transcript of the gene Sntb1, whose product is annotated as syntrophin beta 1. The record is from RefSeq and is a predicted model, not a curated record. NCBI's taxonomy places the organism in Eukaryota, Metazoa, Chordata, Mammalia, Rodentia, Octodontidae. Gene Ontology annotation, cellular component: synapse; dystrophin-associated glycoprotein complex; intracellular anatomical structure. Bases 260 to 1852 code for a protein of 530 amino acids. Gene Ontology annotation, molecular function: structural molecule activity; protein binding. The transcript is spliced from 7 exons.